Messenger RNA from Ilex paraguariensis (yerba mate), 1350 nucleotides. NCBI's taxonomy places the organism in Eukaryota, Viridiplantae, Streptophyta, Magnoliopsida, Aquifoliales, Aquifoliaceae. The record is from the annotation of a GenBank genome assembly.
AUGAGUGAAGAUCUACACGUUACAUCAUUAACUGGGUUUGUAGAUUUUAUAAGCUGGUGCCGGCAUUCUGCACGGGAUGAGACAGGGGUCUACAAAAAUCUCUUGCAGGAGGUCUCACAAAGAGUAGGAGCAUCAUUGCCAUUAUACACAACUUUUAGAUCUGGCCUUGGGCACCUACCAGUCUUCACUGGCACUGUAGAGUUGGCUGGCUUCACAUUUACUGGCGAACCAGCAAAAAACAAGAAGCAAGCUGAAAAGAAUGCGGCCAUGGCAGCUUGGUCAUCUCUAAAACAGUUGGCACAGCAAACUGAGAAUUCUUCAUCUGAAAAGGUGAUCAAUGAUGAACAGGAGCAUGUCAUGGUAGCACGUGCUCUACAAAAGUAUCGCAUUAAGGUAAUAAUGUCUGGUUUACCAUUUCCAAUGGAAUUUCCAACGCAGAAACCAAGAAUUCCAAGUUCACAGCCCCCUCCAGCUACAACAUCAAAAAUCCUUCCCUUAAUAUGUCCAAAGACAGCUUCUCGAAGCAAACAUUUUAGUGCCACAUUUAACAAUACAAUACGCUUGAAGACAACUCCUCAAAAUGGGCCAAUCACCAAUAUACUAAAUGACAUACCCAUGAGCACGAUGACAGCUCCUCAAAGCCACCCCACUAUUGCAACUGUCAAUGACAGUCCCUCACCAUCGGUAGAAAGCCCAAUGGUCCGACUCCAGAAAUUCCCCGCAGCUGGAGCAGCACCCUACAUUCCUGUCAGGCACUAUAGGGCACACCAUGGGAUUGCACCACCUGUGACGAUACGAAAUGCGAUACCUGUUUUCUCUGCACCGCCACUUCCCCGGCCUAGUCAGACAUCACAGGUGAGGAGGCCUCCACCAUUGGGUGUAGCACCACCUGUCUGUGUAAGGCAGGCUGUGCCAGCUUUUGCUGCUCCACCAGUUCGAGUAGAGGACCCACCAGUCUCUAAGACUCCUAUCGCCCGACCACCCAGUGUUGUCACACAGAUGGACGGGACAAUGAGUGCAGACCAGGACAAGCUGCAGGAGGCUGUGCCAGUUUCUGCUCCUCCACCAGUUCAAGUAGAGGAGUCGCCAGUUUCUAAGGCUCCUAUUGCUCCAACAGCCAGCACAAUGUCAUGCAUAGAUGUGACGAGGAAUGCAGUCCAGGACAUACUUCUGGACGCUGUGCCAGUUUUAGCUGUUCCAGGAGCUCGAGUAGAGGAACCACCUGUUACUAAGGCUCUUAUCGAUUCACAAGACAAAUCAUUGGUACAGAUAGAAGAGAAGUGGAGUACAGUCCAGGACAAGCCAGAGGACUAUGCAAUAAUAGAGGAGUUGAAAGCGCUAAGGAUGUAA